Homarus americanus (American lobster) is the source of this 1910-nucleotide messenger RNA. RefSeq lists its product as uncharacterized. Bases 471 to 845 code for a protein of 124 amino acids. Lineage: Eukaryota; Metazoa; Arthropoda; Malacostraca; Decapoda; Nephropidae. The transcript has 5 exons. The record is from RefSeq and is a predicted model, not a curated record.
CAGUGUGUCGUGAAACGUUGUGUAGGCGGUAGUGUGCCGCUCCGCCCCGUGACCUAGGUUGAUCAAGAUACAUAAUUAAGGAAAAUUAUGUUAGGAUAUGAGAGAAAAUGGUGUAAUGAGACCGUCUUAAAAUUACCCCCCAGACUUGUAAAUAUCUAGCAACUCAAGAGGUCCUGGAUUUUUUUUUUUUAUACAAUACCUAAAUCUACUGGAAUCCCAAAUAUCAAAUUAUCUAACCAACAGCAACAAAAAACUGACAUGAAUGAAUAAACUGAAUUUUAGAGGAGUGAAUCCAGUUUACAAAUUAGAUUAUUGGGUCUGGUUUACUACAAGCGUGACUCGGGAAGUUAGAAAUCGGCAAAUAUUUCUUCGGGUUCAGAUAAUGAAAAUCAAAAACAAGGAAAGUCUCGGGAAGCAAGGGUGAACCCGGGCCCAGGUCACCAAGUACACUUACCCUACAAAUUACCAAAAUGCAGAUAAUUAAGGUGCUGCUGCUUUUGGUCCUGGCGACGGUGGCUGCCGAUGCUUUCAUCUGGCCUAGAUGGCUCCCACGACCCACUAACAGACGUAGGCCUCAAGGGUCAUUGUGGUGGCAUGAAAAGUCAAAGGAGCGUCGGCAACAUACCCGCAAGACGCCAAGAUCCCCAGCAGCAGGCAGGCAGCGAUCCCAGGCCCCCAGCCGAGCCACCCUCACUGUGGUCCGUGCUGCAACCCAACUUGGUCUCCCAGAGGAUCCUGAAUUUACUCGUCACCUGUGCCUGACAACAGAUGUCUGCCCAUACUCGUGGCAGUGGGUAGAGGGUAACAUGCUUAGAGCCAUUGUGAGGUGGUCCCUCCUCAGAUAGUUAACUUUAUGUAUCUUGAAAAAAUACAGUUAAAAAAAAAUAUAUACGUAUAUAUAUACAGUACAUAUUUAUUUUUUGUGGGGGGGGAGGGUUAACAAAUUUUAGUUUAAUACUUUUUAACGUGCUGGGUACAAAAUUAUCAGAGCAAGCGAUAAAUACUGUGUACAGUAUUUUAAUGUUUGUCAGCUGUACUAGACUCUGUUGGGGAUGUGUAAAUGUUACACUUAAGACUACAGUAUUAUGAAACGUCAUUAAUACUGUACAGUACUGCACCUGCAACCAAAUAUAACACGUCAUUAUACAGUAAUAUUAUACAGAAGACACCCGAGUAAGAGGAAAACACUGUACACUUAACAAAAUUAAAUCAAUUAAGCUUUUUUAAUUCGGGUAAAGUAUAUGUUGAAGUACAUUGUGGGUAUACUGUAUGUGGCAUAGUGAUAUAUUUUACUAAAUCUAAAUGUAAUUUUUAAUAAUGUAUUUGCUGUUCUAUAUCCAAGAUAGACUAAAGUGAGUCAUGAACAUUCUAAAAUGAAAAACAUUUACUGUACUUCCAAAACCUUUAUUUGCAAUUUAUACUAAAGCAAGUAUUUCACAUUACAUGAAAAAAUAUUGUGGCUUCAAAACUAUAUACAGUAUUGACUUAGUUAUAUGCAUAUCUUGUUUUGUUAAUUUUUAUUACAUUGUUGAUUAUUAAGUAGAUCAUUAUAUUCCUAGUACAAUAGUGACAGGAGAUUUAUCUAAGAGAGGAGAGAAAUUAUUAGGCUCUUGUAGAUGAAAGUCAGAUAGACAAGAGUGUUUCCAAGGGUCCAAUUAUAUCUGCAUGUGUCUACAAUAUGUAUACAGUAGUAAUCUUUUCCUUACUGUAGAUCAGAGAGUAAGAUAAAGAAUUAACAAACGCUAGGUAGUAGGAACAAUCAGACGCUGCAUCAUACAUUGCCAUGUUUACUUUCUUGUGAUAAUAUUAUUUACCUGUUGAUUUAGUAAUAAUUUGGGGCAGUCAUCAGCAGCCAUUAGAGGAUGUGUUGUCCCUCUGCUUUACCAAAAUAUAUCAACUUUUUUAUUUAA